CGCAACGCAACGCAAGCCCACCCCAACGCAGCUCUGGCACCACGCAACACGAUCCGCACCGAUACAAUGUCGAGCAGCACCGGCAGCAGCAGCGAAAGCGGAAGGGUGGUUUCGAUCGCCGUCCUGGUCGGUUCGUCGCCGCAUUCCGGCGGCGGCCCCGACGCCACGACCGUUCCGCUGGUCGUCUGGACGCUCAUGGAGAAGGCCCGGGCCGCCGCAGGGGAAGCCGGGGCACCGAGCAAGCACACCCACGACCUGGUCUACUACGAGUUCCUGGACGACACCGCCGGCUGGAACCACCUCGACCGGUUGCUCCUGCAGCUCUGCGACACGAACGACGAAGACGGCGACACCGACGGCGGCGAUUCCCCCGGCCCGCCCGACGUCCACCUGGGGUCGACCGAGCGCCUCGAGAAGGACACCCCGGGCAAGCCCGACAAGCCCGGGGCGGCCCGGGCCCGCAAGCUCCUCGGCUCCCUCGAGCGCUUUCUCGGGGGCCGCCUGGGGUACUCGCCGGACGGAAGCACUCCCGGCAAGGUCCACCGGCACCCCUCGGUACCGGUGGACGCCUCGAGGGUCGAGGACUCCCUGUCGGCCCUCCUGAUCGACGACGAGGGCUGCCGGCUGGCCGUCCGGGGCGACGUCAAGCUCUCCAGGCCGGCCGUCCGGCAGGGGCUGGCCCUCUGGCUGCGGUCCCAGGGGCUCUACGGCGAAGCCAACCACCACCGAGAAAGCGCCCGGGACCUGGAGGGAUCCCUGCGGGUCCGGUCCGGGAGCCUCCGCAGCUGCCUGGCGAUGGACGCGACGGCCGCCAGGGCCGUCCACCUGCUGCCCCCGGCCAACGAGGGGGAGGCGGUCGUGGUGGGGGGGACCCCCUCCACCAGCUCGCUCUGGGGACUCCUCUCGGGGCCCUGCCUGACGGCGAUGGGGAGGAAGCGCCUCCGGGUCUGGCUCCGGCAGCCGCUGGUCGACGCGGGGGCCAUCGCGGACCGCCAGGACGCCGUCGGGGCCCUCCUGGCCGGGACGGCCCGGGACUCGCUCCGGGACGGCCUCCGGCCCCUGGGGGGGAACCGGGGAAACGGCCCCGCGAAACUGGGGCCGGCGCUGGCCCGGUACCGGCGGGAGGCCGGCGGCGAUGACGGCGACGAUGCCGAUGCCGAUGAAACCAAUGCGAGCGACGGGACGGCGGCCGUCGGGAGGAUCGUGGACACCAAAAAGCCCCUCGAGGUCCUCUACCAUCUCUACGUCCUGGCCUCGCACCACCUGCCCCACCUGCUGGAAUGCAUGGAGCCCCUCGCGCCAGGGAACGGCGGAGGCGGGCAAGGGUCUUCCCUCCUGGCCGGCCUCUACGAGCAGACCGCGGCGCUGGCGGGGCAGCUGGAGCGGUCGGUCGGCCUGGCCGAGGCCGUCCUGGACCUGGCCAAGGCCCCCGACGACUUUCUGGUCCGGGCCGGUUACGACGAGGAGCUCGGGGAGGUCCACCGGGAGCUGGAGGCCGUCCGGUCCGCCGUCAAGGACGAGCACGAGCGCGUCCAGGACGCCUGGAACGAGGUUUCCCCCGGCAGAGCCUCCCAGGUCCGCCUCGAGCGGGUCGAGGACCAGACGGCCUGGCAGUUCCGCCUGCCCGACGCGAACGACAGCAAGAACGUCCGGGAGGCGGGGCGGAAGAUCCAGGUCCACCGGAUCCUCAAGAACGGCGUCUACUUCUCCAGCCUGGAGCUCCGGGAGCUCUCGGCCCGGUACCGGGACCUCCGGUCCGAGCACGCACGCCUGUCCCGGAGGAUCGUCCGGGACGCCAUGGCCAUCGCGGCGACCUACGCGGGGGUCGUCGAGCGGGUGGCGGACACCAUCGGGACCCUCGACGUCUUUUGCGCACUGGCCCACACGGCUGCCAUGAGCCCCCACGGGUACUGCCGGCCCACCGUCACCGACAGCGAUGAGGACGGCGCCGGGAUCCGGCUGAGAGAGGCCCGGCACCCCUGCGUCGAGCUCCAGGAGAACAUGGAGUACAUCCCCAACGACAUCGACCUGACCUUCCCGGGGGCGCAGCUCCUGGUGAGCGGCCCCAACAUGGGGGGAAAGAGCGUCUACAUCCGGUCGCUGGGGGCCAUCGUCUGCAUGGCACAGAUCGGGAGCUACGUCCCCUGCGAGUCGGCGACGAUCAACGUCUGCCACUCCAUCCUCGCCCGGGUCGGCGCCGGGGACCUCCAGGAGCGGGGGAUCAGCACCUUUAUGGCGGAAAUGCUCGAGUCGUCGUCCAUGCUCCGGGCCGCCACCAAGCGCAGCCUCGUCAUCAUCGACGAGCUGGGCCGCGGGACCUCAACCUUUGACGGGUACGGACUGGCCAGGGCCAUCCUGGAGUACCUGAGGGACCGCGUCGGCUGCAUGGUCGUCUUUGCGACGCACUUCCACGAGCUAACCCACCUCGAGGGGGUCAAGAACUGCCACGUGACGGCCCGCAAGGGGAGCCAGGGACUGACCUUUCUCUACAAGGUCCGUCCCGGCCCGUGCCUCGAGUCCUUCGGGAUCCAGGUGGCCGAGAUGGCCCACGUCCCGAGGGCCGUCAUCGAGGACGCCAGGAAACGGGCCAGGGAGCUCGAGCGCUUUGUCGAUGCCGGGGCCGAGGGGGGAGCGGCCGCCGGUGGCGACGCCAAGGCGGCCCUCCGGCGGUUUGCCGGGCUGGACCUCCCGUCGGUGGUGGAGGAGCUCUCCACCCUCGCCCCGGAAGCGAAACGGGCCAGGCUCCUGUCGCUCGUGUCGCCGUGAGCGAGGAAACGAAGGUGCAGAUGCAGCGCAGCAGCCCCUUUCCGGAACGCGGGGCCCGCUGGAGCAGCGCCUUCCGCCUGUGGCCCGGACCCGGCGGUUGUUUCUGUGCGGGACAGCCGGGGGGAUUUCCCGGCCCACAAACAAAGACGGACUCGGGUUUUGAUGGAACGAAUCAAAAUCAAUCCAUCAAUCAAUCGCCCGAAAGCAAUCAUCGUACGGUACUACCGUCCUCAUACGUGGUAAAGUACAUACUACAGUAAAGUAGAAGAAUAAUUAGUGAUCCUAGUACAAAAACCUACAGUACGAGCUACUCCACUUCGUACGGUAUGAUGAGAGUCAAAUAAAUAUCUUUCGAGAUC
Pseudo-nitzschia multistriata is the source of this 3125-nucleotide messenger RNA. Lineage: Eukaryota; Bacillariophyta; Bacillariophyceae; Bacillariales; Bacillariaceae. The record is from the annotation of a GenBank genome assembly.